Fonsecaea pedrosoi CBS 271.37 is the source of this 1854-nucleotide messenger RNA. RefSeq lists its product as uncharacterized. Gene Ontology annotation, cellular component: membrane. The transcript has a single exon. Gene Ontology annotation, molecular function: transmembrane transporter activity. Gene Ontology annotation, biological process: transmembrane transport. Bases 1 to 1854 code for a protein of 617 amino acids. The record is from RefSeq and is a predicted model, not a curated record. Lineage: Eukaryota; Fungi; Ascomycota; Eurotiomycetes; Chaetothyriales; Herpotrichiellaceae.
AUGGAGUGUGUUCAGGAAACGUCACCGCCUCAUCGCUGGGCGGAGAAAUCUCAAGAGGAGCAGCAGAUCGAGGUCGUCAAGCACGGCGGCGGCAGCCCCGGCGCGAGCGACGUGGAAAGCGCCGACGGCGAAGACAAGGAAACCAUCUUCUGGGAUGCCAGCACCUGGAUCAACGUGGCCGCUCUGGUCACGGCGUACGUCUCCAGCACCUAUGCGGCGACCGUGCCGACCGGGGCCAUCGCCUACAUCAUCGCGAACUGGCCGGCCGAGGCGGGCAGCGCGCCCUGGAUCGCCACGGCGCUGACCCUCGUCGUGACGGUCAUCGUGCUGCCGCUGGGCGAGUUCAUCGACAUCUUCGGGAGGAAGUGGCCCUUUAUUCUCUCGUGCGUCGCCGGCCUCGUGGGAUCCGUCAUCACCUCGCGAGCCAACAGCCUGCAGAUGGUGAUUGUCGGGCAGGCGUUCAACGGCGUCGGGCUCGCGGCGGGUUACCUGAUCCAGCCGGUCCUGUACGAGAUUGUCCCCAAGAGACACCGGCCCCUGACGGGCGCCAUCACCGGGAUCUUCUGCGGCGGUGCCUUUAUCCUGGCCCCGAUCAUCGAAGGGAUUGUCAUCAAGAAAGAAAUCGGAGGCCCGCUCGAGGGCUGGAGGGCCGGUAUCUACGUCAGUGCUGGUCUGUAUGGCCUGGGCAUGAUCGCCUUGCUCGUGGGAUACUCGCCGUCUCCGCGCACGCUGGGCAUCAACCUGUCCACCAGCCAACGCCUGAAGAAGAUGGACUGGAUCGCCAUCUUGCUCCUGACGACCGGCCUCACCAUGUUCUUUGUCGGCAUGGGCAUCGGCGACGUGCUGUAUCCCUGGAACUCGGCCGCGCCCAUCUGUCUCCUCGUCAUCGGCUUCGUGCUCAUCCUGGGCGCGUCCUUCAAAAUGUACAAGAACAAGGACGGCCUCCUGCCCCACAGCCUCUUCACCCACCGCAACUUCGCACUCAGUCUCGUCGUGCGGGCCACCGGCUCCUUUGCCCAGCUCGGCUGUCAGGCCUACCUCCCCCAGGUGAUCGUCUACCUGUUCGAGUCCGACGGUCUCCUUCAAGCCGUGUGGGCGCUGCCGUUCUCGGUCGCCAACAUUGGAGGAGCCAUUGUCACAGCCGGGGUAUUUUGGUACACGAAAGAGGGACGUUGGCUCGCCGUCGUCGCCAUGGGGACUCUCGCCAUCGGGGCGGGCACCAUGACCCUGGUCAAACCGACCUGGUCGUUUGUGCAGUUCAUGUGGCCGCCCCUGAUCAUCGGGCUCUCGGUCGGGACGGAGGCGCAGGUCCUCAACAUCAUCGCCGCGCUGGCGACACCGGACGAGUACGUCGCGACCACGGUGGCCGCGACGACCCUGUUCGCCUGCGCCGGAUCCACCAUCGGCAUCACCAUCUUCGGCCAGAUCUUCAACUCCAAGAGGAAGAAGUACCUGCCGCUGUACGUGACCGAGGCCGUCCUCGCCGCGGGCCUCCCGCAGACGAGCCUCGAGAGAUUCUUGACCGCCAUGGCCACGGCCAGCGACGCCUCGGCCUACGCCGACAUUCCCGGCGUGACCCCCGCGGUGCUCAGCGCCCUGCAGGUCUCGACCAAGGACGCCUACGCCAAGAGCUUCACCUACAUCUGGUACGCGCUGCUCGCCUUUGCCCUGGUGACCAUGGCCAUCGCCUGCUUCUUCAAGACCACCAAGCCGCAGAUGACGGCCAAAGUCUCCUCGCCGGUCCAGGAGACGGUCAUUGCCAAGAUGGCGCACCACGUCCACCAUGGGAAGCGGGGCGACGAUGGACAUGGACAUGGACAUGAGUAUCCACAUGAAGGCGAACGUGGGACCUAA